AAUUAAUGGAAAAAGUAUAGACAAAAAACGACACAUAUAUUUUAUUGGUUGUGCUUAUCUGUGCAUAUGCCUGUAUGUCUGACUGUCUGUCUAUCUGUCUGUCUAUAUGUAUUGUCGAACGAACGCCUUCUAUGCACCAGAGUGCAUGGAAAUUUAAUGAAUAAUUCACGGAAUGAAGAUAAAGAUACGUACAUAUACAUAUGUACAUAGUUUAAAAACGUAUAGCUAUCUGCAUUGCGGACAAUCACGUCAGAAGCCAGCAAACGCUAAAAUGAUAGCCACCUUUUCAAACAACGCUAUAUAAAUAAAUACAUCCAGCAUCAGUGCAUUGACAUCAUUGGUCGCCCCGAGCACUAACUCUCAUACAGCAUUAAACAUAAACAAACAAAAAAUGUGCAAGCAGCUCAGCACCAUCAACACUGUCCAGCUAGCGCCUAUACUCAUAGCAUUGAGUCUCACAGCGCUACCGGGAACAGCAGGUCAGUACCAAUCGCCUCGCAUCAUCGAGCAUCCCACAGACUUGGUUGUUAAGAAAAAUGAACCUGCGACGCUUAACUGCAAAGUUGAGGGCAAACCAGAACCCAGCAUUGAAUGGUACAAGGAUGGGGAGCUGGUCAAUACGAGUGAAAAGAAAUCACAUCGCGUGCUCUUUAGGGAUGGCGCAUUGUUCUUUUAUCGCACCAUGCAGAGCAAGAAGGAGCAGGAUAGUGGCGAAUACUGGUGCGUGGCCAAAAACCAUGUGGGCAAAGCCGUUAGUCGACAUGCCAUACUCCAAAUAGCUGUGUUGCGUGAAGAUUUUCGCGUGGAGCCGAAAGAUACGCGGGUAGCCAAAGGCGAGACGGCUUUGAUUGAAUGUGGGCCUCCCAAAGGCAUACCAGAGCCUACACUGAUCUGGGUAAAGGAUGGUGUGCCGCUCGACGACUUAAAAGCCAAGUCUUUCGGCACCAACUCUCGCACCCGCAUAGUUGAUGGCGGCAACUUGCUGAUCAGCAAUGUAGAGCCCAUUGACGAGGGCAACUACAAGUGCAUUGCCCAGAACCUAGUGGGAACACGCGAGUCCAGCUACGCCAAGCUUAUUGUGCAGGUCAAACCGUACUUUAUGAAGGAGCCAAAGGACCAAAUCAUGUUGUAUGGACAAACAGCUACCUUUCACUGUUCCGUCGGUGGUGAUCCGCCACCGAAAAUACUCUGGAAAAAGGAGGAAGGCAACAUACCAGUCUCUCGCGCCCGCAUUCUACACGACGAGAAAAGCCUGGAACUGACAAACAUAACACCCAACGACGAGGGCACAUACGUGUGCGAGGCGCACAAUAAUGUCGGCCAGAUAAGCGCCAGAGCCACACUCACUGUCUAUGCACCACCAAACUUCACCAGGAAGCCACAGAACAAGAAAGUAGGCCUUAAUGGCGCCGCUCAAUUCCCUUGCGUAGCCACUGGAAAUCCUACACCAUCUGUGUUUUGGGCGAAAGAGGGUGUGUCCACGCUCAUGUUUCCGAACACCUCGCAUGGACGCUUGCAGGUGACACCCGAAGGCACCCUGCAGAUAAAUGAAGUUCAAAAGGACGAUGAAGGCUUCUAUGUGUGCUCCACCUUCAGCAUUGUGGAUUCGUCUACCAUACGCGUCUAUUUACAAGUCAGUGCAGUGGACGACAGACCACCACCGAUUAUACAAAUUGGACCCGCAAAUCAAACACUGUCCAAGGGGUCAGUCGCCACCUUACCCUGUCGUGCCACUGGCACUCCUACGCCACGAGUCAAGUGGUUCCAUGGUGGCUAUGCCGUACAAACUGGCAAUCGCCAUUCUAUAGUGCAGGGCAGCUCCCUACGCAUUGAUGAUCUUCAACUAAGUGACGUCGGCAUAUACACCUGCACUGCAUCUUCCGAACGAGGCGAAACAUCCUGGUCAGCAAGUUUGGCGGUGGAGAAAAGCAGCGCCACAACAGUGCACCGUGUGGCUGAUCCAAGCACAUAUCCGGCGCCACCUGGCACACCAAAGGUGCUCAACGUGAGUCAAAAUAGCAUAUCCUUGCGUUGGGUGAAAAGUCAGGAGAAGCCAGGAGCUGUGGGCCCCAUCAUAGGCUACACUGUGGAAUACUUUAGCCCCGAUGCACAAACUGGUUGGAUUGUGGCCGCCCAUCGAGUGCCCGACACUCAAGUUACAAUAUCUUCCCUCACGCCCGCCACUUCGUAUAUAUUUUUGGUACGAGCCGAAAACUCGCAGGGUAUUUCUGUACCCUCGGGUCUAUCGAAUGCCAUAAAAACGCUUGGAGAAGAUUUCAAUGCUGCGCCAGACAAUGAGCUUUCGUCAGCUCGUUCCCUUUUGUCCAGCAAGAUUGUGGAGCUCAUUGAUGCUACUCCCAUAAAUGCCAGUGCUGUGCGCUUGGAUUGGAUGUUGCAUGUGAGCGCUACUGAAAAAUAUAUUGAGGGCCUGCAUAUACGCUAUCGGGAUAUAAGCUCCAACACCGUCCAAUAUUCUAUGGUUACUGUGCACGAAGCAUCUGCCGAGUCGUUUGUUGUCGCCAAUCUGAAGAAAUACACGAAAUACGAAUUCUUUAUAGCACCCUUCUAUGAAACGAUUGAAGGACAGCCAAGCAAUUCGAAGAUCGCUAUAACCUAUGAGGAUGUUCCUUCUGCCCCGCCGGAUAAUAUACAGAUAGGCAUGUAUAAUUUGACAGCCGGUUGGGUGCGUUGGACACAGCCUCCACCUCAGCACCACAACGGCAACUUGUAUGGAUACAAAAUUGAGGUCAGCGCUGGCAGCACAAUGAAGGUUCUGGCAAAUAUGACACUUAACGCCACCACCACAUCGGUGCUACUGAAUAAUCUGACAACCGGUGCUAUUUAUAGUGUUCGUUUGAACUCCUUCACAAAGGCCGGUGACGGUCCCUACUCGAAACCCAUCUCUCUGUUCAUGGAUCCGUCGCAUCAUGUGCACCCUCCACGUGCCCACCCAAGCGGCACACACGAUGGACGCCAUGAGGGCAAUGAUUUUACAUAUCAGACCAAUGGUAUGGUUAAUCACGAUCCUACCAAUCCCCCAACGCAGCGCAAAACCACGAAUUUCCUGCAUGGCACUUGGCUAAUGGGGCUGGUCAUCAUAGUACUGCUGGUUGUUGUUGUCUCAACGGCCACAGCCAUGGUCUACUUUAAGCGGCGACAUCAGAUGACAAAGCAACUGGGCCACCUUAGUGUUGUUAGUGCGAAUGAAAUUACUGCACUGAACAUCAACAGCAAGGAGAGCCUUUGGAUAGAUCGUGGCUGGCGCACUGCAGACACUGACAAAGACUCCGGCUUGAGUGAAUCCAAGCUUCUGUCGCACGUGAAUAGUCAGUCCAAUUAUACCUCGGAUAAUGGCACAGACUAUGCCGAGGUUGAUACGCGCAACCUGACUACGUUUUACAACUGCAGAAAGAGUCCCGACAAUCCCACACCAUAUGCCACAACCAUGAUUAUUGGCACAUCUUCAUCCGAAACGUGCACAAAAGCCACAUCUCUGAGUGCCGACAAGGACUCGGGCACACAUUCCCCGUACUCUGAUGCAUAUACUGCUCAGGGCGCCAUAGCAGGAGCUGUUGGCACCAAAUCAAAUUAUCUGCAAUAUCCGGCUGAAACAUUCAAUUGGUCAGAAAUCUUGCCCCCACCACCGGAACAUCCGCCACCAUUGUCAUCGACCUACGGCUAUGCACAAGGCUCGCCGCAAUCUUCACGCAAAAGCUCAAAGAGCGGAGGAUCGGGUAUUUCCACGAAUCAAAGUAUUUUAAACGCCUCCGUUCACAGCAGUUCCUCUGGCGGCUUCUCUGCUUGGGGAGUAUCGCCCCAAUGCGGUGUCGGUUGUCCUCCGGAGAACUUGUACAGCAACCCGUUGUCGGGUGUGGGUGGCUCACAGAAUCGUUACCAAAUCACGCCCACCAGCCAACAUCCGCCACCGCUGCCACCCUACUAUGGCAACACAGUGGCCAGCGGCAACGAAAUGGCCGUUCGCAACAUACAUAUCCAUUUUCCCACACAACGCCAUGCGGUCAGCGAGUAUCAGUCCGGUGGUAUGAACUCUGGGCGUUGUUCGGCCAAUAGAGCCUGCAACAGUUGUGAUGCACUUGCCUCGCCCAUGCAACCGCCCUCGGAGGCUUGGUACCAGCCAGUGCACGGUGAAAUCCCAAAUGCAGCUUCCAAUCAUCAAAUCUAUCAAUGCUCCUCCGAAUGCUCGGACAAUUCCCGCGCUUCCCACGCCCACAGCAAAGCACCAGGACACGCACGUAGCUCUGAGCACAAUUGCAAGCGCACGGGCCAACGACGAGUGGCCGCAGCCAACCACAUGAUGAACGUCGUGCCUUGUGCCGAGAACGAUAAUAUACCAGAGGACUACGCAGUACACCCCAGUGAUGAGAGAGCGAACUAUACCAGUGACUGUUGCAAUAGCUCCCGUGAAGGCGAUACCUGCUCCUGCAGCGACGGAUCUUGCCUCUACGCAGAGGCAGGCGAUCCGUUGGCGCCGGGCCUCACUGCAAUGACUAACAAAAAUAACAAUUAGGCAGGCAUCAUAAUCGGAAUAGAAGCAAGGUAGAGUAGCUACUAGUCCAACCUUUCAUUCAUAUCGAACUUAGCGAGGGGGCGAGAUGCAAAUCGCUGCUUAGACAAAUGCAAAGUUUCUGCGCAAUAUACAAGUAUAUUUAACAAAUAAAUAGCACAUACUAUUUACAAUAUCGAAUACGUACUCAUAGCAGCAGCAGCAGAACUGAUAUUAUAACAACGACACAAAUUAUGGCUACAAUCAAUUUGCAAAUCUGAAUUAUCGGAGCAUUGUUUCUCUAGUAUCUACGAGUUUUAUAUACUAUAGAAUGGAAUCGAAUCAAAUCGAAUUGAGUAGUUAAGGUAGAGACUACAAAUCACAUAACAUCACAUCUCAAAAGCAACCCUUUAUGUACUUAAGUAAGUGCUGUAUAAAACGCUACGACUAAUUACUUGACUUACCUCAAGACUAGGGCAGUUUCCGACAUUUAUAUAUAUAUACAUACUCAAUAGAAUUUACUUCGCAGGCCAUACAUAACACAUACAUAUGUACAGAUUAAUUCAAAAGAUCCGGACUGCCCUAUCUUGUAAAACGAUUGCAGAUUGUUGUAAAAAUCUACUUUUCGCCUAAGCUUGUUUUUUUCAAUGAAAGAAAAGUGUAACCUGUACUCAAGCGUACAACUUGGAAAAUGGAAAAUGCGGUUGUAUCUACUAAUUGCCCUCAGCUAGUCAUAGACGCUUGGUUAAAUGUUUUUGUUUCCUGUUCUUUAUUUUCAUAUUGGUGGUCAGAAUUGAAUUUAACUUAAUUCGUAUACUCUAGAAGAAGAAAUGACCGGCAGUUGCAAUGUUUAAUGGUUAGUGCUUUUCUAUAAAAACAAAAACACAACAAAAAAAAUCCUAGUAAAACACACAUUUGAAUUUAAAAAAAAAAAAAAAACGUGAAUCACGCAUUUAAAUCAGCAGAUAUUCCUAGUAAUACAAUAAGGUCGUGCCCUACACCAAAUACGUAUUUAGGCCAAGAAACGAAAUUACCAGUGAAGAAUUUCCAGCCACAUCCUCACCAGUCCUGUAGGGUUCCAUUACAUACAUACAAACAAACUUACAUACAUUUUUACAAGCUUGCAUUUGAAAAAGUCUAAAAUGUACCUGUGAUAUAACCCCAUUAAAGUAUUUUAAAAAUUUUGUUUUAUAACAUUUUACCUAACAAGAAAAAAUGUUUGUAGGGAAACCGCAUAUUAAAAUAUUGGGUUAGCACACACACACACACACACCUCCACACAUAGAAUAAUUUAGACUAGGCACAUACGACAUUAGAAAUGCGAAUUAUCAGAUACGCAGUACUUGUAUGCUCCGGGUGUGUGCAGAGGGAGCUAAUCAUAUAGUAUACAUACUAUAUAUAGGUAUAUACGUAGCCUUGCCUAUAUAGGGCUAUGUAUAUUCCUAUGUAUUGUGAAACAAACUGAACAUUUGGAAUGCAUUUCGUAUGCCAGCUAUCGGAAUGUUCGAUGCCCAAAGGCGUUGGGGUAUAACACAUAAAAAUAUUCGGACUUAAUUCAACGAAAAUUUCAAUAACAUAUACAUACAUACAUUAAAAAUGAAACCCCCUAUAUAAGUAUAUAAAAAUUAUAGCAUAUAGCACAUAGAACAACGCAUGUAUUAAAUUGAAGAAUUAUAAAAGAAAAAUCAAAAAUGCUUUAGCAUAUACACCAGCCACUUCCUUGCGUGUCCUGCCUGAUCGGUCAUGCAUGUACAUAUACAUAUAUACCCUUUAGUAACCUACUGAGGUUGAACUCCCCUCCCCCCGCAAUGAAGCAACAGUGGGGUUUGAGUUUUAAUUAAUUAUUAGACCAUAAUUAUGUAUGUAUUUUAAAGUCAUAGCGUAAACGAAUUUUAAGAGAAAAAUGCAACUAAACGAACAUUCAUUUUUAGUAUGCCAUAUGUAAACGAAACUUUUUCAAAACUGACAUACAAGUACAUCUACUUAACUAUAUAAUAACAUACACAUAUACUAUACAUAAUUAGUAUUUAAAUUGCAUAAAUAAUAAAGGAACAUUUUACA
Scaptodrosophila lebanonensis is the source of this 6565-nucleotide messenger RNA. It is a transcript of the gene robo1, whose product is annotated as protein sax-3. Bases 392 to 4528 code for a protein of 1378 amino acids. Gene Ontology annotation, cellular component: axon; plasma membrane. The record is from RefSeq and is a predicted model, not a curated record. NCBI's taxonomy places the organism in Eukaryota, Metazoa, Arthropoda, Insecta, Diptera, Drosophilidae. Gene Ontology annotation, biological process: Roundabout signaling pathway; cell-cell adhesion; axon midline choice point recognition. Gene Ontology annotation, molecular function: axon guidance receptor activity; protein binding. The transcript has 23 exons.